Molecule: messenger RNA, 2717 nt
Organism: Stegastes partitus (bicolor damselfish)
Lineage: Eukaryota; Metazoa; Chordata; Actinopteri; Pomacentridae
Product: 14-3-3 protein epsilon
Exons: 6
Coding region: 154-921 (255 amino acids)
Source: RefSeq, a predicted model, not a curated record
GCCGCGGCGCCAUCUUUACGCCAGUGCUACCGGUGGGUCUUCGGCUCAGCGGAGCGACGGUGCUGUUGCUGAUCCACCACCAGGAACUGCCGAGCAGCCCAUAAUCCCCCCUUUCCACCGGGACGCUACGAAAAGCCCCAGUACCCGAGCGCCAUGGCGGACAGAGAGAACUUAGUAUACCAGGCGAAACUCGCCGAGCAGGCGGAGAGAUACGACGAAAUGGUGGAGUCGAUGAAGAAGGUGGCCAGUAUGGACGUGGAGCUGACGGUGGAGGAGAGGAACCUGCUGUCUGUAGCCUACAAGAACGUGAUCGGAGCCAGAAGAGCCUCCUGGAGGAUAAUCAGCAGCCUCGAACAGAAAGAAGAAAACAAAGGCGGCGAAGACAAACUAAAGAUGAUCCGAGAAUACAGGAAAACGGUUGAGAAAGAGCUGAAAUCAAUCUGCAACGACAUUCUGGAUGUACUGGACAAGCACCUCAUCUUAGCUGCUACCACGGGAGAAUCUAAGGUUUUCUACUACAAAAUGAAGGGAGAUUACCACAGGUACCUGGCAGAGUUUGCCACAGGCAACGACAGGAAGGAGGCAGCUGAGAACAGUUUGGUAGCGUACAAAGCCGCAAGUGACAUCGCCAUGAUCGAACUCCCUCCAACGCACCCCAUUCGUCUGGGACUGGCCCUUAACUUUUCAGUUUUCUAUUAUGAAAUCCUCAACUCGCCAGACCGUGCUUGCAGGUUGGCGAAGGAAGCAUUUGACAAUGCCAUUGCAGAACUGGAUACGCUGAGCGAGGAAAGCUAUAAGGACUCAACACUUAUCAUGCAGUUGCUACGUGACAACUUGACACUAUGGACCUCAGACGUGCAGGGAGACGGUGAAGAACAGAACAAAGAAGCACUGCAAGAUGCGGAGGAAGAGGCCCAGUGAGACUGAACAACCCAAGAUGAGCCCUCAUCAUCCUCUUCUUCCUCCUCCUCCUCUGAUUUCUCUCCUCCCGGCACUAGCUCCUGUCCCCAGCCACAGUUUUCAACUGGGUUUAUACUGCAGCCCACACUCUUUCUCUACCUUCUUCUCCAUCUCUACCCCUCUGUCUCGCCUUUUCUCCUCGUAUGCACGUCAUCUCCUGCCCCCCCCAGGGCCCGCUCGGCUCUCCAUUUCCACUACCCCGGGCUUCUACCUUAUUUUGAUGACUCCUUUUGCAAGCCUGUACCCUUGAACGGGGACAGGUGGGUUUGUUUGAAGUGGGACUGUAUGAGGUCCGUCAGCACCACCCUGUUUGGAGAAGCAGGAAGGGCAGCCGAGCUAUGAGCCGCUGUGGGUGGGGUCAGCAGCAAAAUGUGCCACCUGGAGGGGGGGCGUCAGUUUAAAGUGUACGCUAUCUUUAGAAUAUUUUCACUGCUCCACCUUGCAGUCAGGCAGCCGAUCCCGACGGGGACCCGAAGCUGUUAAAUCGCUCUCUUCAAAGCCACCAAACUCCUUUGGACAAAAACUGUAGUUUUGCCUCACAGAACGGGGGCGUCGCUGGUUUGCUGCCGUGUGACUUCAGCGUUUUGACACGUUGGUUGGGAUCCUAGCUUACAUGUUAAAACACCAGAGUCACACAGCAGCAGACCGGCAGCUGCCGCGCUCGGCGACGUCAGAGUACAGUUUUUGUCGAAGGAGUCUGGCGGCUUUGAAGAGAGCGAUUCAACAGCUUCAGGGAAAAGGCUGCUGAGUGGUAAAGAUAUUCUAAAUAUAGCAAACUGAUGGCACUUUUUAGGUUGCUAACAUACAUUUUGCCGCAGAGCCCGUCUACAGCAGUGCAUCGCUCAGCUUGCCGGGGCGCUGACCAUCAUCCACUGUAGGUAAUAAACACUAUGAACAUAGACGUCAUGCAGCCCCGCUUCAAAGAAACCCGACCGUCCCUCGAAGGUUCACGUCCUCUUUUACUGUUUUUAUUUUUGCUUUACUUUGCUGUAUCAUCUGUUGCCAAGUACGCUUGCCUGUAUUUGUAACACACAUAUGCAAGAGUUUAUUUAAAGACAGUUCUCUGUUGUUCAUCUUUUUUUCCUGUAUAUGUGUGUUUAUGAACAAUAUGUUGUCCGUGCUUCUGUCAGUUUUGAAACACUUCAGUUAUCACGUUGAGGAAAUUUAGCCGUGAAGGAAGGUUCAAAAGGGAUGUGUUAAAAGCUUUUAGGAAGAACUAAGUGCCCUCUUUACUUUGUGGUUACCAGACCUGCUCCGUUAACACAUCAGUUUGUGUUUUUUUUGUUUUUUUAAAUGACAAACAUCAGAAUGUCCCCCUUCUCCGAGCAUCACUCUGACCUCUAUUCUCGUCCACUCUCGGACCAAGUAUUGUGCUGCGAGGCUGUAGCGCUUUUGCUAAUGGCAGAUAGUUAGGUAAUGGCUUUUUAACAGACAAAAUGUGCGCGUGUGUGUGUGUGCGCGGGAGGGGAAUGCUCAACACUCUUUGAUUGUAAUGUAAUGCAGUUUUGCAUUGGCACUAUAUAAAAACAGUUUGGGAAAUAGAGGCCUGCUGUAUCUUUACUCCCCUGACUCUUUCAGGUUUCCUCGUCUCGACUCCGUCUUCUUUCCUCUCGUUUCCUCUCUUCCUUCCGUUCAGUAUGUGUAACGUGAAUCUGAUUUGUACUACUGGAUAUUCUCACCGGAGCCACAAGUACCAUCUGUAUUCUUACUGAAACACAGCAUGGAAUUAACAUUAAACUUCAAAUUGAAAACGUUAA